UAGCUCCACCGGCGGCCUUCUGUCUUAUCUCCUCCGAUCUCUGAUGCCGUAUCGUCUCAACUUUCAGUCGAUCAAUCGAAUCGUCAGGAGCAACCGUUUGGAGGCCAGAGGAGAAGGAGGAGAUGGCCAGGAAGAAGAUUCGCGAGUACGAUUCGAAGCGCCUGCUCAAGCAUCACCUCAAGCGCCUCGCCAACAUCGACCUCCAAAUCUGCUCCGCCCAGGUUACGCAAUCGACGGACUUCGCUGAAUUGGUGAACAAGGAACCAUGGAUCUCUUCCAUGAAAUUGGUGGUGAAACCCGACAUGUUGUUCGGAAAGCGUGGGAAGAGCGGCUUGGUUGCCCUCAACUUGGACUUGGCCGAGAUUGCUGAGUUUGUCAAGACGCGCCUUGGAUCGGAGGUUGAAAUGGAAGGGUGCAGGGCACCAAUCACUACAUUCAUAGUCGAGCCAUUCAUCCCCCAUGAGCAAGAGUACUACCUUUCCAUUGUAUCUGAGAUGCUUGGUUGCACCAUUAGCUUCUCAGAGUGUGGAGGAAUUGAAAUUGAGGACAACUGGGACAAAGUUAAGACCAUCUUCCUUCCUACUGAGAAGUCCAUGACAACCGAGGCAUGUGCUCCAUUGAUUGCAACUCUCCCUCUUGAGGUUCGGGGGAAAAUAGGAGACUUCAUUAAAGGAGUGUUUGCUGUAUUCCAAGACUUGGAUUUCAGUUUUAUUGAAAUGAACCCGUUCACUUUAGUGAAUGGAGAACCAUAUCCACUGGAUAUGCGAGGGGAACUGGAUGACACAGCUGCUUUUAAGAAUUUCAACAAAUGGGGGGACAUUGAAUUUCCACUCCCUUUUGGAAGAGUCUUAAAUCCUGCUGAAAGCUAUAUCCAUCGACUCGAUGAAAAGACUAGUGCCUCAUUAAAGUUCACCAUUCUAAAUCCCAAAGGACGCAUAUGGACCAUGGUGGCUGGCGGCGGUGCAAGCGUCAUAUACGCUGAUACAGUUGGGGAUUUGGGUUAUGCAUCAGAACUAGGAAAUUAUGCAGAAUACAGUGGUGCUCCAAAUGAGGAGGAGGUCCUGCAAUAUGCCCGAGUUGUUGUUGAUUGUGCAACCGCAGAUCCUGAUGGCCGCAAGAGAGCCCUUAUUAUCGGUGGGGGUAUCGCUAACUUCACUGAUGUUGCAGCUACAUUUAACGGCAUUAUCCGAGCUUUGAGAGAGAAGCAAGCAAAGCUAAAGGCUGCAAGGAUGCACAUCUUUGUGAGACGAGGCGGUCCCAAUUAUCAGAUUGGCCUUGCAAAAAUGCGGGCUCUCAGUGAGGAACUUGGGGUACCACUCGAGGUAUAUGGGCCAGAGGCAACAAUGACAGGGAUUUGCAAGCAAGCUAUUGACUGCAUCAUGUCGGCCGAUGUAAACAAAAGGUUGUCGAUGCAACGAUACCUGAACGGCCAUGCCGAACUCUAUCCUAAUAAAAAGGGUAAACAUUCUUAUGCUGAAAGCCCAUAAAGGACCCUUUGGUAUGCCAAUAACAUAUGUAACCUAUCUAGAAAGCCUUUUGUAGGCACACUUUGCAGAUCAAUCAAUUGUUUGUGACUUGGACUAGAUGAAAUGUUAUGCAUGCUGUAGAUCUUAUUGAACUUUCGUGU
Messenger RNA from Zingiber officinale, 1627 nucleotides. RefSeq names its product ATP-citrate synthase alpha chain protein 2-like. Gene Ontology annotation, cellular component: succinate-CoA ligase complex. The coding region runs from base 123 to 1487 and encodes 454 amino acids. Gene Ontology annotation, biological process: tricarboxylic acid cycle; succinyl-CoA metabolic process. NCBI's taxonomy places the organism in Eukaryota, Viridiplantae, Streptophyta, Magnoliopsida, Zingiberales, Zingiberaceae. The transcript is spliced from 12 exons. The record is from RefSeq and is a predicted model, not a curated record. Gene Ontology annotation, molecular function: succinate-CoA ligase (ADP-forming) activity.